Acanthopagrus latus (yellowfin seabream) is the source of this 3166-nucleotide messenger RNA. RefSeq names its product dematin actin binding protein (gene dmtn). Gene Ontology annotation, cellular component: plasma membrane; actin cytoskeleton. NCBI's taxonomy places the organism in Eukaryota, Metazoa, Chordata, Actinopteri, Spariformes, Sparidae. The transcript has 16 exons. Gene Ontology annotation, biological process: cytoskeleton organization; lamellipodium assembly; actin filament bundle assembly. Gene Ontology annotation, molecular function: actin filament binding. The record is from RefSeq and is a predicted model, not a curated record. Bases 1055 to 2188 code for a protein of 377 amino acids.
UUAUGUUAAUAUUAACGAGCUAUAAAGCAGCAGAUCCGGGUCGGUACCGGGUCUGACCCGGGUUAUACCGCCUGUGUUUUUAUCGCGCUGCUGCAGACGCACUUGUCUCCUGUCCGCCCUCUUCAUCCUCCUCCUCCUCCUCACUGAAGGCCACAUGAGGCUGAUGAACGUCGAACGAUCAGAUCUGAUCGAUUCUGAUCGGACCUGAUCAGUUCGAUAACAAAAUGUUCAUAUGACGGCGGAUUGUUCAGAUUGCAUGUGUCCAGGUGCUGCUGUGUGUUCAGGCCUGCAGACUGAAGAUCAUCAUCAUCAUCAUCAUCAUCAUCAUCAUCACAGUCUGUAAACAGCAGCUCAGGAUCGAUACAGAACAUCAGUUUCAUCUUCAAACCGUCUCUUUGAUUAUUAUUCCAUGAAAACAGAGAAAUAAUCCACAGCAGAUGUUUCUGAUGCAUCCCGAGAAAUGUAACAGAAACAGAAACAUCGAGAUUAAAAAGACAGAAACAGGAAAUGUUUCAUAUUUUAAUCUGCAGAUUAUUACAGAUGUGAAAAACAACAAAAUAAAUCUAUUUAAAAUAAAAAUGUUUGUUAUAAAUUCACAGAGUUUAAACUGAGCAGAAUAUUGAGUCGACAGAUAAAAUACAGAUAAAAGCAGCAGAACUUCAUGUUUAAAUAUUCAGUUUAUUCUCAUUAAAUACUCCAGUUUAAACCUCCAGGCUUUGACAUCUGACACAGUUUCACUUCAUUAAAUGACUUGAAUCAAUUAAUAAUUAAAGAUGAAAUAUAAGUUUAACAUUUAUAUUCUGUUCUUUGCAACAAGAUGUUUUUCUUCAUGUUCUCGUCGAGUAUUGAUUUAAUACAGUUGAUAUAAUAUUAAGAUCAGAAACAGUAAGUUCUUGUGUUGUCACAGUAAAAUGUGUUUUAUUGUUUUAUAUUUGGGUUUUAAUUUACUAAUGAGAUUACAGAUAACAGAGUCACUGAUGAGCUCUGACACACUGAGACGCUGCAGAGAACAAAACGCUGCUGGAACCCGACAGGAGGAAGGUUUUCUCCAGUCAUGCAGAAGGUGGAGGGACAGGUAACCCCGGUCAACCUGCCUUCUUCCAGGGGUCUGAGCACCCCGGGGUCUCCGGCCGCCGGCAUCACGGCCAGAGUGAAUGACCAGGUGGUGGGCUACAGAGACCUGGCAGCUCUGCCCAGAGAUAAAGCCAUCCUGCAGGUGGAGAGACCCGACCUGAUGACCUACCAGCCUCACCUGAGCUUCUCUCCUCUGGACCCGCCCCGCAGAGAGAGAUCUCUGUCUCCUCCCGCCACGUCUCCUCCGAGGUCUCCGGAGGUGAAGCCUCGCAGAGCGGAGAGUGAGAGUGGAUCACCUGGAGGAUCGACGCUGCAGCUGCAGGCGACACGCAAGAUCAGCACGAGCCAGCAGCACUUCCACAGACCAGAUAUUGGAGCGAACAUCUACAGGAAACCUCCGAUCUACAAACAAGAUGUUCAGAAACACGUGGAAGGAGUCAUCCAGUCCGCAAAGUUCCCAGCAGCUCAGCCUCCAGAUCCAAACCAGCCGUCCAAGAUCGAGACCGAGUACUGGCCCUGCCCCCCUUCACUGGCUGCCAUGGAGAUCGAGUGGAGGAAGAAGAAGCUGCAGGAGGAAGACGACGAGUUUGAAGACCUGACUGACGAGGCCAAGACGCUGCAGGAGCAGGAGCUGGAGAAGAUCAAGUCCAACCUGGGUCGUCUGAUCCUGAAGGAGGAGAAGGAGAAGGCCGUCCACUUCAGGAGGAAGACACAGUCACUGCCGGACCGGACGCACAUGCACACCACAGGUUUGUCUGCGAAUGCAUCAAAGUCUCCUUCACGCUCCGGUCUGACCAGAAUGCAGUCUGCAGAGUUUUCCACAGAGGCAGAUAAAGGAGCAGCAGCUGCUCAGAACGGAGAGGCUCGCAGGGAGAGGAUGGACCGAGGAAACUCGCUGCCGAGCAUCCUGGAGCAGAAGAUUUAUCCAUAUGAAGCGCUGGUUGUGACCCACAGAGGGCGCUGCAAGCUGCCGCCGGGAGUCGACCGCACUCGGCUGGAGAGGCAUCUGGCCCCGGAGCAGUUCGAGCAGCUGUUCGGGAUGCCGAUCGCAGAGUUCGACCGCCUCUCUUUGUGGAAACGAAACGAACUGAAGAAGAAAGUCUCGCUUUUCUAACAGGAAGUGACCUCAUCCCCCUCAGAACACCUGAAGCAGCUGCUGUGAGAGGAAGAGGAGGAUCCAAACAGGCCAUACUCAUCACGUCAGCCCACGCCAACAUGGCCGCCAUCUAACUAACCAAUCAGGUCCCUGGAUGUGGAUCAGAGUGUACUGAAGGCUGGUCCUGAUUAACCCUUUACUCUGACUAACCAUAACUGAUGCACUGACACUCAGACAUGUUACCUGCUGCACUUAUAAUCACCACUGCUUGCAAAUCAUUAUGUGUCCACUCUUCAUCAUCAUCAUCAUCAUCAUCAUCAUCAUCAUCUUCAUCACUGAGUUUAGCUCCACUGAGGUCUGAAUCAGGACGUCACGUUAGCAUGUUAGCGGCUAUCGAACUCCUCUGGUGUCAUGAAGCUGCUUCACCUUUAACUGUGACGCAUCACCAUGGUAACCUGUCACUGACCAAUCAGAUCACUCUGUGACACUGAGUCACCACAGGAUCCCCACAGUGAAGUGACAGAUUAAAGGAGCAGUUCACUCAAACAGUAAACCAUCAGAACAGUUUGUGUGAACUGCUCCUUUACUGGUUCUGCCCUCUGACGCGUUUCUGCUUGAACUUGACUGACAGCCGAUCGAUGUUUGGAGCUUCUGUCUCGUAUGAAACUGAUUGUAUUUAUUAUUCUGUGACGUUUUUAUUUAUUAGACGAUUGUAAUUUUUACGGCCACACGUUUGUUUUUGUGAUCUCUGAUUUUGGAAACAUUGUUUCUGCUGUACAGUUUGUUUCGUUUUUUAAACGAGGAUUUUAAUCGUCACUAACAUCUUCCACGCGGCUCAAGCUGACAUUUUAAAGGAGCAGUUCGUACUAAUCACCAUCAUCUAUAUCAGAUCGUGUCUUAACGUCGUCUUCACGCUUCAUUCUGGUUCAAACCGUCCAGUCCUCAUUGUUUCUGUUGUACGAUGUGAAGGAGUCAAAUAAACUGAAGAAAAUCUGA